Messenger RNA from Lodderomyces elongisporus, 429 nucleotides. RefSeq names its product Ofr1p (gene OFR1). Lineage: Eukaryota; Fungi; Ascomycota; Pichiomycetes; Serinales; Debaryomycetaceae. Bases 1 to 429 code for a protein of 142 amino acids. The record is from RefSeq and is a predicted model, not a curated record. The transcript has a single exon.
AUGCUCAGAACAUUUAUUCACAGAGCAACAUAUCGUCCACUCUCCAAGACUUACAAAGCCACAGCUACCACAUUACUCAAUUUCCAUAGAACAAUGUCAACAGAAUAUUUAGUCACUGUCUUUGAUUUGCCCACCGCUGAUCGUUCUAAAGUCCGUGCUCAGCAUGUGAAAGAUAUUCCAGCCAAUGUCCCCAACCCAGUCCGCUCAGCUGGUGCUAUAUAUACGGAUGAAUCCAAGACCAAAUUUGCUGGAAGUACAUUCCAUUUAGUUGCUGAUAAUAAGGAUGAAAUUAUUGAGUUUUUAAAGAAAGACAUCUACUUUAAAGAAGGUGUGUGGGAUAUUAACAAUGUGCAAAUUUAUCCUCUCGGGGUUGCUGUUAGAUUGCCAAAAAAAAUGGAUGGUGUUGAUGAACUGCACUACAAAAUAUAG